AGGAGCUGUGGGUGCCCCAGCCCUGGCAGUGCCCAAGGCCAGGCUGGAUGGGGCUGGGGGCAGCCGGGGCUGGGGGCAGGGGGCCCUGGGCACGGCGGGGGGCGGCCAUGGGGGGCUUUGGGGCCCUUCCCGCCCAGACCCCGCCGUGAGCCAAUGGCAGCCUCGCCUGCGGUCACGUGGGCCGCGGCAGGGCUCAAAAUGGCGGCGCCGGCCCCGCCUCCCGGCCGCCAUGGCCGCGGGGACCACGUGAGGUCCUGCCACACUUCCGGCCCCGGGCGGGGCUCCGGCCGGAAGCGCGUGACGGAAGGGGAGGGGAGAGAAGAGGGGGGCGACGGCGGGACAGGAUGUGGGUGCGCACGGCCUACUUCCGGCGCGGAGCCCGCUUCCGGAGAGCGCACCGGAAGCGGCGGGCGCACCGGAAGCGGCGGGCGCGGGCCCCGCGUGGCGCCCCGGAGGGCCAUGGCCGGGCGGGCGCAGGAGCUGCCGACGUUCGAGGAGGUGGCCGUGUACCUGAGCCGCGCCGAGUGGGAGCUGGCGGCGGAGGAGCAGCGGGAGCUGUACCGCGGCGUCAUGCUGGACAACUUCGCGCUCCUGGCCUCGCUGGGGUACGCGGGCCCCAAACCCGACCUUUUGUAUCGCCUGGAGCACGGGGAAGAGCCGUGGGUCUGCGCGCCGCAGGGCCCGGCGACGUGGGACGGACCCGGCAGCCCCUCCCCGGGAUGCGACGGGGACGGGAGGCGGCCGGAGGAGCCCCGCUUCUCCUGGUGGCCGAGCGCUGGCAGGCGGCGGGCGCUGGAGGAGAGCACGCAGACCCCCGGCCACGGUGAGUGCUGCGCCUGCCCCUCCCCUGGGCUCCGCGGCGCGGGGCCCGAGGGACGGAGGCGAGCUCUCCCCGCCGCGCUCUCGGCAGGAGGACGGCGCGAGCCGUGGCGGCUGCGCUGCAGCAGGCUGCUGAAGAAGUUCGGCGAUCCCGGGGGCAAGGCGCAGGCAGAGGCGGCCGGCGGCCGAGCGCCGCCCGCGGGAAGCCCCGAGCGGGCGCGGGGCGGCUCCCGGAGCGGGAAGGAAGAAGCGGAGGACGACCGAGGGGCGAGGCCGGGCCCCGGCGGAGGCACGGGGCUCCCGCUCCCCGCCGCGCCGCAGCACAGGGCGGCGGAUCCCUGCGAGCGCCCGGGGGCUGAGCGCCGCGAGACGUCCCGGGGCAGCGCGCAGGAAGCGCGGCGCGCCGCGGGGGACGGGAGCCUUCCCCCGGCAGGGGAGGACGCGGACGGAGCUCCGCUGGGCGACCACUGCUACUGCGCGAGGCAGGAGGCGCCGCUCCAGCACGGCGCCCCGCUUCCGCCCGCUCUGAGGGACCACGACUACUGCGGGGACGGCGCGAGCGGAGCUUCCGUGCUGAGGGACCACGACUACUGCCAGGCGCGGACGUCGCCCUGGCAGGGCAGCGCCCGCAAAGCCACCUGCCCCGCGUGCCGGGCUCGUGCCGCGCUUCGCCGGCUGCGCAAGAGGAAACCGCGGGAGGGGCGCGAUGGCGGGAAGGGCGCGCGAGCGAAGCGCCGUCUCCGGCCUUUCUUCAGAAGCUUGCGGCUCUGCCGGGGGUACUUCUGCGCGGACUGCCUCUUCGCACCCACCGUGCCGGCGUCUGCCCGGCCCGCUCGGGCGGAGGGCUCCACCGAGGACGCUCGCGGGGUGUUCUGGCCGUCUGCGGAGCGGGAGACCGCGAUCCCGCAGCCUCAGGAGGAGGAGGGGGGCUCCCGGGGGGGGGCACCGGAGGCGCCCCGCGGCCCUGCAGCCUCCCCCGAGCCGCCCGCAGGGGGGGCGCGGGGCGGAGCGGCGCGACCCGAGGUGUGGGUGCGCUACAGGGCGCGGGGCGGGCGGCCCCCCAGGCCUUGGUGGGACCUCGCCAGACGCGAACUUGUUGCCCCAAGCCAGGCGUCGCUCUGCGACGCGUGCGACGGGGUCGCGCGGACCGGGAACUGGGCGCUGUGCGCCGCGUGUCUGAGCUCGGCCACGCGCAGGGCGCGGGGGGGCCGCGCCCGCUCGCCCCGCCCGGCGGCUGAGCACCCCAGCCCCGGCGGCCGCGCCCGCCCUGCGCGGGGGAGCCCCCCGGCGGGGCCGCGCGGGAGGCUCUCCGAGAGGCGCACCGAGGGGAGCGGUGCCUGAGGGGCGGCGGAAGGGGGCACGGGGGCGGGAGGGGAGGCGCGAGCGCCUGGGAGCCUCGGGGAGCGGCAGGACGGGCGCGGAGAAGAGGCAGGGGAGGACGGAAGCGGCGCAGGGAGGGCGGCUGCGU
Messenger RNA from Cygnus olor (mute swan), 2287 nucleotides. Its product is annotated as translation initiation factor IF-2-like. The coding region runs from base 154 to 2160 and encodes 668 amino acids. NCBI's taxonomy places the organism in Eukaryota, Metazoa, Chordata, Aves, Anseriformes, Anatidae. The record is from RefSeq and is a predicted model, not a curated record. The transcript is spliced from 4 exons. Gene Ontology annotation, biological process: regulation of DNA-templated transcription.